This is a messenger RNA of Trichoplusia ni (cabbage looper), 10372 nucleotides long. RefSeq names its product apolipophorins (gene apolpp). Bases 99 to 10007 code for a protein of 3302 amino acids. The transcript is spliced from 58 exons. Gene Ontology annotation, molecular function: lipid carrier activity. NCBI's taxonomy places the organism in Eukaryota, Metazoa, Arthropoda, Insecta, Lepidoptera, Noctuidae. The record is from RefSeq and is a predicted model, not a curated record. Gene Ontology annotation, biological process: lipid transport.
CGCCGGCGCAUUUACCUACGGGAGCAGGUAGCCGAGGCACGUAUUAUUAUAACGAUAAAUAAGACUGAUUUAUAUGUGUCACUUUCACCCAUUUCAAGAUGGGGAAAAGUAGUAUUAGCUUUUUAAGUGUUAUAUUAUUAAUUUCCGUUUUAUGGAAACCAGCGUUCGCCAAUGAUAAGUGCUCAAUAGGCUGCAAAGGAUCUCCCACGAUCCAAUCGUUCUUAAACGGACACAAAUACAACUAUGGCGUUGAAGGAACUGUUACCAUCUACCUGACCGGCGCCUCCAACCAGGAGACCAAUGUGAAGCUUCUCGGACAGGUGUCAGUGACCUCGGUCGGCAACUGCGUGCAUGAGCUGGCUGUGCAGAACCUGGUGAUCUCAAGCCCUGAUGGCAAGAAACACCAAAGCCCUCCCGGCAUCGACAAGCCAGUCCGCUUCACCCUCCAAGAUGGCCGCGUCGGCGCCGAGAUCUGUGCUGAGGAGGGCGACACGCGCCGCUCCCUCAACGUCAAGAGAGCCAUCAUCUCGCUGCUCCAGACCGAACAGAAACCCUCGACUCAGGUGGACAUCUUCGGAACCUGUCCCACGGACGUGUCAUCCUCCCAGGAGGGCAGCGCCGUGCUGGUGCACCGCAGCCGCGACCUCUCCCGCUGUGGACACCGCGAGCAGGGCAAGAACGACCUCAUCACUGGAGUCUUCAACCCUAAUGCUGAAAUCAAGGACACUCAAGUCCUCCAGUCCUCAUUGAACGUGGAGACCAAGGUGAACAACGGAGUCCCUGAGAAGGUAGCCGCGACUGAGGAGUACCUGUACCGUCCCUUCUCCAUCGGAGAGAACGGCGCCAGGGCUAAGGUCCACACCAAGCUCACGCUGACUGGCAAGGCUAGGGCUGCCAGCAACCCAAGCCACUGCACGGAGUCCCGCACUAUCAUCUUCGAGAACCCCCACGGCGUGGCCAACACCCAGAGCACAAUGAACUCCGCCCUCGCCUCAGUGAAGGAGACCGCCAAGUCUGUCGCCACUGAGGCCAACUCCAAGUCCGCCGGAAACUUCGCCCAACUUGUCAGGAUUCUGCGUACCAGCAGCAAGGACGAUCUCCUGAAGGUUUACAGCCACAUCAAGGGAAAUAAUGUUGAGAAGCGUGUGUUCCUGGACGGUCUACUCCGUGCCGGAACUGGCUACAGCAUCGAAGUGUCCAUCCAACUCCUGAAGAACAAGGAACUGAGUCCUCUGGAGCAGAAGCUGGUCUUCCUCUCCCUCGGAAACGCUAAGCACGUCAACAACGAUGCCUUGAAGGCUGCAGCUUCUAUCCUGGAUUUGCCAAACCUCCCCCGUGAAGUGUACUUGGGAGUUGGUGCCUUAGCCGGUGCCUUCUGCCGCGAACACCAGUGCCACCACGUGAAGAAUGAUGGAAUCGUAGCUCUGAGCAACAAACUUGCAUCCAAACUGCAAGGUUGCAGGCCCAAGACCAAAGUUGAUGAGGACGCCGUCGUAGCCGUUCUGAAGGGUAUCCGUAACGUGAGGCACUUGGAAGACUCGCUGAUCGACAAGCUGGUGCACUGCGCCGCCGACAACAACGUCAAGCCCAGGGUCAAGGCCGCAGCCCUUGAAGCUUUCCAGGCUGAUGCCUGCGCUGCUAAGCUGAAGAAGUCCGCUAUCGACAUCAUGAAGAACCGUCAGCUGGACUCCGAGAUCCGCAUCAAGGCUUACCUCGCCGUGAUCUCUUGUCCCUGUGCUCAGUCCGCCUCUGAGAUCAAGAACCUGUUGGACUCUGAACCCGUUCACCAAGUCGGCAACUUCAUCUCGUCGUCUCUGCGCAACAUUCGCGCCUCGUCCAACCCCGACAAGCAGCUCGCUCGCCACCACUACGGACUCAUCCGAACUCCAUCCAAGUUCAAUUCAGACAUCAGGAAAUACUCUUUCAACGCGGAGGAAUCCUUUAACAUCGACACUCUUGGCCUCGGUGGUAACAUCGAGAAGAACGUGAUCUACUCCCAGGACUCGUUCCUGCCCCGCUCCGUCAACGUCAACCUGACCUGCGAAGUCUUUGGACACAGCUUGAACGUUCUUGAGGUUGGUGGUCGUCAAGGCAACCUCGACCGUGUUGCUGAGCAUCUCUUCGGACCCAAGAGUUUCCUGCGCUCCGAGGACCCCAAGUCCUUGUACAAGAGGUUCUACACUGACAAGGUCGCCCAGUUCAAGGAAAAGCUGGACAGCUUCUCCAGAGGCCGUCGUUCUAUCAAGAGCGAAAUUGAUGGCUUCGACAAGAACCUGAAAGCGGAAUCCACUCCCUUCAACAACGAACUGGACCUGGACCUGUACAUCAAGCUCUUCGGAACUGACGCCGUCUUCCUGUCUCUUGGUGAUGACAAGGGCUUCGACUUCGAGAAGGUCAUUGACCAGAUCUUGGCUCACGUCAACCAGGGCGUGAACCAGGUCAAACACUUCCAGCAAGAAGUCCGCGCUCACAUGCUCUUCUUAGACGCUGAGCUUGCUUACCCGACCUCCACUGGUUUGCCUCUGAAAUUGGACCUUGUGGGAUCAGCCACUGGUCGCCUGGAGAUGGCCACCAACAUCGACAUCCGCCAAUGCCUACGCAGCCCUCAAGACGCCAAGGUUGACAUCAAACUCGUGCCCAGCACUGAUAUCGAAGUAUCUGGAUCCCUUCUCGUCGACGCUGACGCAAUCACCGCUGGUCUGAAGGUUAUCGUCAACCUGCACAGUUCCACUGGUACCCAUGUCAUCGCUAAGGUUCUUGAGAACGGCCGCGGCUUCGACCUCCAAGUCGGACUCCCCAUUGACAAGCAAGAAAUCAUCACCGCCUCUAACGACCUCGUCUACUUCUUCGCUGAAAAGGGACAAGUAGAGAAACACACGCCUGUCAAAUUGGACAACGUUGUUAAGGAGAACACUGGCUGCUUCGACCAAGCCGCUGAAUUCCUCGGAUUAACGGUCUGUGGAGAGGCGACCGUUCCUUUCACUGUCUCAGGCCCCGACGCUCAGGCUUCCAUCUCUAAGUACCUCGCCAGCUACCCACUCUCUGGCAAGACCAAGUUCCGCGUGAUGCUCGAGAAGCAGAACCUCAGAGGUUACCACAUCAAGGGUGUUGUCCGAUCAGAUAAUAACGGCAGACAGAGCUUCGAACUUGUCUUUGAUGCUGAAGGUGUCAAGAACGGUCGCACCCAACUGGACGGUGAAUACGUAUACAACCAAAACGAAAUAGGCGCACAGUUUUCACUGAACUCCCCUCUUAAGGUUGUAUCCGGCCAGGCUUCAUUCUACCGCAAGCCCAACGAACUGACCGUGCUCGUUAAAGGCAAAUACGACGCCAAUGAAAUUUAUGGAAAACUUGGCUUCAACAUCCAGGGCGGUGGCAACCGCAGGGUCUACAAACCAAUCGCCGAAUACCAGGUGACCGGCCAAGACAAGAGCGUCAUCCCAAUUUCUGGUCAAGUGGUUGAGGAAUCAGGUGAUGGUAAGAAGAAGUACACCAUCCAAGACAUCAAGGUGACCAUCCCUGGUAGGAAGGAUCCCGUCUGCAUCGACGGACACUUCAGCAGCGGCGGCGACAGAGACAUUGACUUCGACACCACCGUCAAGGACCUCGCUACCCUCAAGGGUUCCGUGAGGAAGAACAACGUGAAUGUGGAGUUCCAGAACAAGCUUAACCCCUUCAUCAACUUCAAGCUCAACGGACACUUUGAAUAUGACUCCAUCAUCCGCAAUGAAAUUGACCUGAUCUACGGAGGAGACCUUCGCAACAACAAGAACCGCGUCGUCUUCGCGCAGAUGCUGAAGUACGGAGGCAACGCCGAGAACUUCAACGUAAUCACCAAGAACAAGUUCGAAAUCCACAUGAUUCCUAUGAAGGUUAAAUUCGAUGCUGAUAUCGACCCCAAGAAGGUAGAUGUCAAACUGGAAGGACAGUACACCGACAAGAAGGCAGACUUUGACCUUGAAGCCAGGACUCACAUCAAGAAGCCAGGAGACUACAGCGUCAAGGUUAAGGCUAUUUACGACAAGAACGGUAUCGAAGUGUUCGCGAAGAGAGACAUCGUGUCCGCUGACAAGUCGAACUUAGAGAACUACAUUGACUUCAAGAAUGUCGGACGUUAUGAGCUGUCAGGAGUCCUGCUCCACAAGACCAAGCCUAAUGACGUCAACGUCGGAGCUAUCGGACACCUGAAGGCGUCUGUCGGCAGCAAGACCCAGGAUAUCAAAUUCGACAUCGGUCACAUCCAGACCCAGAACCUGUACUCCUCGCACGCCAAGGUCACGGAGUCCCAGGGAGACCUGGUAGACUUCCUCCUCAAGAUCACCCAAGGUCCCAGCCCCAACGGCCAGCUGAAGCUCAUUGUCAAGAACACGAUCUCCGCUAACGGACAGUUCAAGGUUUCCGACGCUGAUGGCAAGGGCCACGGAAUGAUCAUCGUUGAAUUCAAACAAGCCCAACGCAAGAUCAAGGGAGACGUCAAGUUCGUCGUUAAGGCUCCGCUGUACGGCGGUGAUGUGGACCUGUACCUCAACUAUGAGAAGGACAACAAGGACAAGGUCCACUUCAGCACCACCACCAAGAAGACUGACAAGGUCUUCGACUCCAAGAACAAGUUUGACUACGCUGGCAAGAAGUUUGAGCUCCUUGUUCACCAAGAUGGCGAGUUUGGAGUGACCGGCAAGACGCACGGCGUGAUCGAGCUGGUGCUGCCCACCGAGAGAUGCCUGACCCUGAAGGUCGACCGCGAGCUGUCUCAAGCUAAGGACUUAUACAAUGGCCAUGCUGAAGUCGUGCUGUCAGACGCCACCAAGCGCGGAGGACCAGCUUCCUCCAUCAGCUACAAGGCCAAGGCCGUGAACACCAACUUCGACAAGGACAUCCUCAACUACGAAGGUCAAGUCGAACUGAAGCUGAAGGAUGGAAAGCAUCUUCUCAACUCCUUCUCUGUCAAGAACAACCCUGAAGGCAACAAGUUCAAGUUUGAUCUUAAGAACGAUGUGACUGGCAACGUGCUGCCCAAGCCGAUCUCUCUGGUCGCUAACGCCGUCUACACUGACUCGCUGACGGAAGUCGAGGACACCUACCGUGUGAAGGCUAACUACGGAGAUGACAUGAACCUGGAGUACAGCGGCGUCUUCGAGGUCAAGGUCUUGGAGGGAGACAAGAAGUACUUGGAUGACAACACUAUCACCUUGAGGUUGCCUUUCGAGAAAGCCCAUGACAUCAAGAUUGUUUCCAACGUCCUUUACGUCCAGCCUGAGAACAAGGGAACCGCUGAGUUCACCAUCGUGGAGUCCAUCCAAGUGAACGCUGACGUUUACAAGAUUGACGCCAACGGCAAGAUCAGCCCCCAGACCGGAUUCUCCACCGUCAAGGUCCUCGUUCCUCACGUAGACCCCGUCGUGUUGGAUGUCAACUACAAGUCUGACCGCAACGGUGACAAGAGCGACAACCACGCCGAACUGAAGGCUAAGUAUGGCAAGGGCAAGUCCGCCUCCAUCGCAGUCAACGCCGCCAUCGCGCCCAGAGACAACACCCUCAACAUCAAGGCCAACGCACCAGGAUCAGAAGGCAUCAAGAAACUUGAGUUCACUGUACACUCAAAGAACCCAGCCCCCGACUCCUACGUCUCGAACAUUAUCGUCGACGCCGACGGCCGCGUCUACAAGUCUGACUCCACCUUCGUCUUCUCUAAGGCACAGCCCCUCAUCGACGUCAAGUACACUAGCCCUUCUACGCCCGAACCCAGCAGACUGUACGUCAAGGGAACCUCCCUGAGCUCCACAGCCGGCAAGGUCGAGCUGAAGAUCGAGAACAUCCGCGACAUCACCUUCGAGAGUGUGACUGAGGGUAGCGUACAGAAGGACAACAUCAACUUCAAGAUGGUUGCCAACUGUGAGAAGCUCGGCUUCAAGGACUACCAGAUCGAGAUCGCCAGCAAAGACGCCGGAGAAGGCAAGCGCUUGGAGUUCCACGCCACCAACGACAAGAAGAACGUUCUUAGUGGAAGCACCUCUUACAUCAGCAAGCAGGAAGGUCCCAAAAUCAUCAUCGAGGGCUCUGGCUCCGUGAAGGUCAAGGAGGACCAGAAGUCUGCUAACUUCAAGUACAUCCGCACCAUCCUAGGAGAAGGAAACGAGAAGGGAGUUGAGACUUUCUUCAACAUGGCUAUCGGUGAGCGCAGCUACGUCGCCGAGUCCCGCGUCACCAACCUGGAGUACAAGAACUCUUACGUCUACUGCGAGGAGAAGAAACAGUGCGCACACGCUGAACUCAACUCCAAGAUCGAUAUGUCCAAACCCGGAGUAAUCACCAACGUCGUUAACGCCGGUUUCGAUCUCCGCAAACUGGGCAUCACCCCCGAAUUCGGACUGAUGAUCAGGGAUGAGGUAUCAGACAAGAAGCCGCCGCAGUACACCCUGGACCUGCACGUCAACAAGGAAGACAAGAAGUACCACCUGCACGUCUACAACACGCCUGAAUAUGGAAAUGCCAAGUCUGGUGUUACCGUGCAACUGCCCCAACGCGUCCUCGCUCUGGAGUCUGUAGUCUCCUACCCCACAGACAAGGGCCUGCCCUUCCCGGUUCGCGGAGAGAUCUGCUUGGACCUCGACAAGAACAAGCAAGGACACAGGACCUCCGCCAGAUUCCUGGUAGACCUCAACGUAGCCGACGACAAACAACAGUCUGCUGUCGCUGAAUUCGGAUUUAACCACCCUAAACUGAAGAAGGAGGCUGUAGUGAAGGUCCGUGGAGUUGUGGUCCGUCCCCAACAGAACUCCGUCAAGAUUGAGACCUCUGCAUCCAUCUCACACCCAGUCCUUGGAGCAGACCGUGAAUCUAAGAUCUUGGUUGAAGGCUCACCUACACACAUCAAGCUUUUCAUCAACACUCCCCUCGUAAAGGUCAUCGACGUCGAAGGCUCUGCUACCGUCAACGACAACCUCCAGAAGGCUGAAGUCAAGUUCUGCCUCCUGGAAGGCAAGCCCGUCCGCGCGCUGGCCAUAGCUAAGGACUACCAAUACUUCGAGUUCACCACAGAUGAGGCUGACCGCAAACUGUCGGUCGUUGGCCACAUUCAGCCCGAGAAACGCGUUGACAUCAGCGCUGACAUCCUCCUUGGAGGUGAGAAGAAGAACUUGGUGAACGGAGCUCUGUUCUUAGAUGAUAACCUCAUCAAAUCCGAAUAUGGCGCGUCCAAGGACAAUCUGAACUACUUCUUGACUGCUUUGAGGAAGGACUUGGACAACUUGCAAAACCGCAUUAAGCAGUUGGGUGAGAAGGCCAGCAACGACUUCAAGGGUGUUCUGCACCGCGUCGAGCCCACAUUCAAGGACAUUGAGAAGUCUUACGAAGAGGACUUGUCUAAGUUCUACAAGGAAAUCGCUGAUGACAAGACCUUGAAGGAGAUCUCACACGCCUUCAAUGAAAUCGUGCAAUUCGUCGCUAAGAUCUUGGACGAUGUCCUGAAGGGCACCAAACCCAUUGUGGACAUGAUCACCAAGACCUACGUGGACACCGCCAAGCAGAUCCAGGCUUUGUACGAGAAACAGAUCGAGCCAGCCGUGAAGCAAGUGUACACAACCAUCGCGGAGUUCUUCAAGAGCUUCCUGGACAGCAUCAUCGACGUCGUGGCUCACUUCGCCGCCAUCGUCACCGACUUCUACGAGAAGCACAAGCCUGAGCUCGAGGAACUCACCAACACCUUCACUGCUAUCUUCAAGGACUUGACUCGUCUCCUGGUUGCCCAACUGAAGGAGUACCGCGCCCGCGUCACAGCUCUGGUUUCGGAACUCACCAAGUCCAUCAAGGAACUGCCUAUCUUCGCUCUUAUUAAGGAGAAGUACGAGGAGUUGGCUGUACCAGAACAACUGCUGUCCUACCUGCAAAGCGCCUACCAGACCAUCCGCACGUUCCUCCCCACGCCGGAGAUCAGAGAGUUCGCUGAUGCCCUCAACUCUUACAUCAUCAAGAAACUGAAACAAGAGAAGUGCGACGACAACAAGGAGCUGCGCAUGAUCUACCAGAAACUGGUGACAGCCGGUACCUCCACAUACCAGUACAUCAUCACACAACUUGGACAGUUCAGAGCCCCUGCCGGAGCUGGAGGCUUCAACCCGAUGUCCUUCUUCCCCGGAGGCCAGUCUGCGCCAUCGUUCACGCCGCCCACCGCCAGCUUCAUCAGCCAGCUCCUCACCGGUGACGUGCCUGACGUGCUCGCCCUCAUCAAGUCUUACAGACCCAAGAGCAUAAACCCCUUCGACGAAGUGCCUGGAAAACUCCGUUCCGUGAUUGUUAACGGCCAGCACAUCUUCACAUUCGACGGCCGCCACCUGACCUUCCCUGGAAACUGCCGCUACGUGCUCACCCACGACCACGUCGACAGGAACUUCACCUUGCUGAUGCAGCUUGCCAACGGACAGCCUAAGGCCCUCGUCUUAGAAGACAAGAGCGGAAACGUUAUUGAGCUGAAGGAUAACGGACAGGUGACCCUGAACGGCGCCAACCACGGCUUACCAGUUAUCGAGAAGGACUCGUUCGCUUUCCGCUUCGCCAACGGCCGCAUCGGACUCGGAACAACUUACGGACUUAUGGCUCAAUGUUCCAGCAAACUUGAGGUGUGCUACAUCGAAGUGAACGGCUUCUACCUCGGCAAACUGCGCGGUCUUCUCGGAGACGGAAACAACGAGCCCUACGAUGACUUCCGUCUACCUAACGGAAAGAUCUGCGAAUCUGAGAGCGAGUUCGGCAACGCGUACCGCCUGGCCCGCAGCUGCCCCCAGGUGCAGACCCCCCCUCACUCGCACCACCAGCUCCACCACACGCCGCUGCCUCCCGCAUGCGAACAGGUCUUCGGAGGCUCCUCCCCGCUCAGGCCACUCAACAUGUUCCUGGACAUCUCACCAUUCAGACAAGCUUGCAUCCACGCCUGCUCCGGUGACUCUGCCGAGGCCCUCAACCAGGCCUGUUACCUCGCUCGCGGCUACGGAGCCCUCGCCAUCACCAGCAUGCUGCCCGCCGUACUACCCGAUGUCUGCUUGAAGUGCACGGACGCGGACAAACCCAGGGCUCUUGGAGAGAGCUACGAAAUCAAACUGCCGAACAAGCAGGCUGACAUCAUUGUUACCUUCGAGACUACAGUCGAUAACGAGAAGAACUACAAGAGCAUCCUGGUGCCGCUGCUCGGCCAGGUCCUGGACCAGCUGAAGAACAAGCACAUCACCGACGUCAAGGUGUUCCUGGUCGGCAUUACCUCCAAGUACCCCUACCCCAUCAUCUACGAUACUGACAACAAGCUGAAGAACGCCAAGCCCCACUUCGACGACAAGAGCCGCUACGACAGGCUUCCGGAACUGAGUGACGACAAGGAUGACACCCUCAACUCCGCCUACAAAUACGUCGCCAGCAUCGUCGACGCUCUCAGGAUUGAGUUCGGUAUCACCAACGUUGGUGCUGGUUACUCUUCAAUCUUGCAACUGCCUCUCCGCGCUGGCGCUAUCAAACACGCCAUCAGCGUUGUUGGAGAAGAAUGCACCAGCCAAUUCUUCUUGGUUGAGGCUCUCCGCGCCGUGGGCUACAGCGCUCUGUUCGACAACAUGGCGUACACUCACUCCCUGAUCGGCGUCACCCCCGCCGGCACACUCAAGGUCGGAGGAGGCAAGAACCCCGCGCAGAUUGUUGGUUACACCGACCGCGCCGUGAUCAUGCUGGGUGACAAGAAGGUCGGCAAGGACGCUGAGGGUCUGAGGAGCACGCUCGAGAAGACUCCUGACGCAUGCAGGGACUUCAUUGAGUCGACUGACGGCAUCGUGUUCUCUGCUACGAACUUCCACGCGCUGAACCCUGGCCAGCAGAAGCAGUUCGUGCAGACGGCGGCGGCGGCCAUCAGCCACCAGCUCCUGCACGAGAGCGUCGUGCAGGACUGCACCUGCGUCUACGGAGAGGCCUUACUAACGCGCUCUGUCUGUCUGUCCAAGGACAGGAAGGAAGUGGCUCGCAGAAGGAAGUAAGCUGUUCAGAAAACUGUGAUCGAAUCGUGCCAUGUACCAAAAAAUCUUUAGUUUUAUGUAGACGCGUGGGAGCGAGAUGAAAAUAUACCCGUACAUUUGUGUCUCACUCGCACACAUUCAUCAAAUAAUCUUGUAUGGAAAUAUUAUACACAUUGCUGCCUCGACUCUUAUUUUUCAACAUCAUUUAGUUUUUACCGCGCAAUGGAUUUCAUAAAGUACCUGUUUAAUGUUUCCAUACAAGAGGUUAUAUUCGUAUAACUGUCAUCAGCAGAAUCUGUUGUAUUUAUGAAUUACACAUACCAUCAUGAGGUAUUAAGUAAUCAUGAUCGACUCUAUAUUAGAUGUAAUAAAAUAUGUUAUUUAAA